CGACAGUGUUACUCGGGAAGCGCAAGUCUUGUGAAUAAUCCGUUUUGGUUUCCUGUUUUAAGUUCUGAAAACGAAUAUUUAGAUAUUUCAAACUAAUUAUCGCUAUACAUAACUAUAUCGAUAACCGAUAUAGUGCAAGUACCAGUCGAAAUACGUGUUCUAUUAGCUUCAGUUCAGUUCUGAAGUUACAACUCGAAGCCCAGCGGCUUUGAAAAGUUUGUUGUUGUCACGUGACGUGAUACGAAUGCGGUGAUAAAGUUUUUGUUUGUUAUUAAAACGACCAUAGAUACAAAAACAACAUUCUAUAUUACGUUACUAUUUCAAAACAAUGCCUCAACCAAAAUACAGGAAGAUUGCUGUGAUUGGGUACAGAUCUGUUGGAAAGUCUUCUCUCACAAUACAGUUCGUGGAAGGACAGUUUGUAGAUUCAUAUGACCCUACCAUUGAAAACACCUUCAACAAAAUGGUGUCUGUCAACGGUCAAGAUUUCAAUCUUCAGUUGGUCGAUACUGCCGGUCAGGACGAGUACUCUAUUUUCCCUCAGUCUCAUUCAAUGGACAUCCAUGGUUAUGUCUUGGUCUACGCAGUAACCUCCAUGAAAAGUUUUGAAGUUGUUCAGGUUCUUCAUGACAAGCUGCUAGAUAUGGUUGGGAAAAUACAGGUGCCAACUGUUCUUGUUGGAAACAAAAAAGAUCUCCACAUGGAAAGGGUGAUCAAACCAGAGGAAGGGAAGAAGCUGGCCCACUCAUGGGGAGCAGCAUUCAUGGAGUCUUCUGCUAAGGAAAACGAGACCGCUGUAGAGGUAUUCAAGCGGAUCAUUCUGGAGAUGGAGAGGGCGGAUGGGAACGUUCCCUCCGAGGAUAAAAAGUGUGCCGUGAUGUAAGAGGGUCUCACCAGGACAGCAGUAAGCUCAUUGGAUGAAGCCAGGAGACACAACGUCACCAGCCUGCCAAUCAUGACUUCCCUAGCACCAAGGAGCCGCAGUCGCGAUGUGGCCACUUUAUAAUUCAACAGUGUUUUACCCAACGGCACCCAAUCACACUCGAGGCUAACUAAAAAUAACUCUGACAGGUGUCACACAAGGGUGUCACUGUCAGUUUUACUGAAGUCUAUCAAGUUUGGUUGGCAUAAACCAAACCUCAUGAAAAUACCAAAUGUAAUGUAAGCCUAAACUUCACAACAAAAAACAGCUCCCUGAUAAUUGCAAUCAAAUAGCUAGCCAUGUAUCAACAGAUGGAGUGGUGACUGGCUAGUGUCCCCAACUCUCACUGGCUAGCUUCACCUUGUACAUAAUAAGGGCUGACCUUGAUGCCUAAAAAACAUGCCUGACUUUUUUUUCUCGGGUCAUUUUUUGGAAAGUCACUAUCAUUCACAACUGAUUAAUGUAUUGGUUACAGUAUCUUGGAAUGAGUUCUCUUUCACAUAAGAUGUGUAUUGCAGAAAUACAUUUCCUCUAGCAUUGGUCUUGGCUAACAUUUUUUCACUGUAAAACUUUCAGCAAGUCAACUUCAGGUUACACUUCACUCUUGAACUGUAAAUAUUUAUUUUAGGAAACAUGCCAAUUUGUAUUUUCUAGAAUACAGUUUUAUGUUCUUCUGGUUGGCAGAUUGGUCCUCGCUCCUUUCCGCUAUGAUCUACCAUCUGACUUUAAUAAUUAAGCUGUAAUUAUCCAGUGGAUGAGGCACCCUUGAAUGAUGUUUAGAAAAGAAUGGAAUGGAUCUGUUGUAUAAAAAUAAGUUGUGGCCUUUUGAUCCCAGAGAACUAGGAUCGUAUACACAGGUUUGAUAGUGUUGUUAGUUUUAUUCUGAGAUAAUACAAGUGUGUUCAUUCAGCAGCCUAUUGAAUGAAAUGUCUGCAUAUAAUUAUACUAUAAUUAAGAAGAUGGAGUUGCAGUUAAGGGCAUUCACUGAUAAUUCCUUACCACUGUGGACUGUUAACCAGUUCAUGGGGAUCACAGGACCUGCUGGUUUAGUUUUCAUUUUGGGGUUUUGAUUCCAGAAGUGAUGUAGGGCUCCAUCAAGCCAAGCAAGGACGCCUUAUGACACAUGAUCACGUAUGAAUUUAUGUUGAGUCGGGGACUCCCAGUGGACAAAGUGCUCACCAUAACCUGAUUUUCGUGUCCACAAAAGAUCAAUUCGAUGCCCAAUGGUUUUUACUGACAUUACUUACAUUUAUCCAGAAGGUCCAACCCCUAGUGUUGAAUAAUUGUUGUUUAGAAUUUUUUCAUAGAGUGCUUUUCUCUGAAUUAGUAGAUUGAUUGAUGAUGCAGUCUAAGGCUGAGUUUACACAGGCAGCCCAAUUCUACGCUUUUUUUUUCACUACUUGGUCCUCCGACCAAUCAGAUUUGUGCUGAAAAAGAUCUGAUGUGAUUGGUCAAAAUAUCAGAAUUGGGCUGCCUGUGUAAACUCAGCCUAAGAGAAGCUGGAGAUGUUGUGUCUUGUGCCUUUACCCUUCAAUCCCCCCCUUUACUACAUCCCCCCCCCUUACUACCCCCCCCACACACACACACCUGUUUCCCUACUUGACUCAAGAUCCUGUUUUUUUUCUCUCCCUUCUCUGUUGACUUGACCCAAUGGGGAAAACAAGGUGCACAACACACACCUGAACACCAAUACCCCCACAUUGGUUAGUGUUAACUCAGAACUAUUGCUGUAAACUGUUUUGUAUAUAUAAAUAUUUUACUCCUUUAAAA
Oncorhynchus gorbuscha (pink salmon) is the source of this 2692-nucleotide messenger RNA. Its product is annotated as GTP-binding protein Rheb-like. The record is from RefSeq and is a predicted model, not a curated record. The transcript has 8 exons. Gene Ontology annotation, molecular function: GTPase activity; GDP binding; GTP binding. Gene Ontology annotation, biological process: small GTPase-mediated signal transduction. Bases 329 to 883 code for a protein of 184 amino acids. Lineage: Eukaryota; Metazoa; Chordata; Actinopteri; Salmoniformes; Salmonidae. Gene Ontology annotation, cellular component: plasma membrane.